AAUUGAAUAAGCAAUUCUGCUCCUAGACAAACGGUGGCAUGGCAAUGGCCUAAACCAGGGUUUACCCUACACUUGCGCCUCGCUACUUGUUCAACUUUUGCCACCAAUUCGUUAUUCUCUUCUCUUCGAUGCACCGUCUUGAUCUCGGCGAUGUUUGGAAGAGCAAAGCCCGAUCCCUGCAGUUGCAGCUCAGGGACCGUUUCAGAGUCGCCGUCGACCGACAUUGGCGCCGCCGCCAUCACCAUACGGUCUUCCUUCAUGCCGACGGUUAUUUCUCCUCCACUAUUCAACGUUGGCUUAACCGAUUUCGCGACUUUCGUAGAGAUGCCUUGCCUUCUUCCACCUCUUUCUAUCGUAAACGAGUGAGUAGGGAUUUUAGUUCCGAAGAAGAUUCAACCAUUCUUCGUAUGAUGCAAGCUGUUGCUGUUCCGAUUCUAGGAAAUGUUUGUCACGUUUUUAUGAACGGAUUAAACCGUGUUCAGGUGUAUGGAUUGGAAAAACUACACUCUGCAUUGCUGGAAAGACCUAAAGGCAAGCCUCUUCUUACGGUCAGCAACCAUGUCGCUUCCAUGGAUGAUCCACUUGUUAUUGCUUCACUACUUCCUCCACAAGUUCUUUUGGAUGCUAGAAACCUCAGAUGGACACUUUGUGCAACUGAUAGAUGUUUUAAAAACCCUGUAACUUCUGCAUUCUUUCGUUCCGUUAAAGUCUUGCCGCUUUCCAGGGGUGAUGGAAUUUAUCAGGAGGGAAUGGAUAUGGCUCUUUCUAAGUUGAACAAUGGUGGUUGGGUCCACAUAUUCCCGGAAGGUAGUCGCUCCCGAGACGGUGGAAAAACCAUGGGUUCUUGCAAGAGAGGUGUUGCCAGGUUUAUCCUGGAUGGAGAUAGCAUGCCUGUUGUUAUCCCGUUUGUACAUACAGGGAUGCAGGAGAUAAUGCCAAUAGGUGCCAGCAUUCCGAGAAUUGGAAAGAGGGUUACUGUUAUCGUAGGCGAUCCUAUCAAUUUUGACGAUAUACUCAACAUGGAGAAAGGCCCAGAUGUGCCAAGAAAAAGACUGUAUGAUGCAGUCGCCGCAAGAAUUGGUGAUCGGUUGCAUGAACUGAAGGCCCAGGUCGACAGAAUAGCAAUGGAAACAGAAUUGCGGUUAAAAGGCCACUCCCCACACAGCAUGGAACGUGCAUCUGGAAUCUUGCAGCAGGUUGAUUGGGAAUUAUUUGGAAUGGAUAACUUUAUAUCUUCUGCUGAUGAUGAUUCAAUGCAGACACCAGAAACAGUUGUCCUUCUAAAUUCAAGUGUUUCUCAACAGCAUCGGCAGUCUCCUUGUAAAAAAGUCAGUUUGUCAUACAGGAUGCGUGGCUAUAUGGAUCAGAUGGAACUAAUGUCUUUUGCUGCCAGAGGAUUAUUUAUGAAUAACAAUGAAACUAAGAACUCUGCUGGCUUUAGAGAGACACGUCCCUUAAAUGCAUGGAAACAGUUUUUUGAUGCUAAUGUAUUAAAUCAGUGGAAUUACAGUAUGUAGAUUGUGUAAAUUUUGUUAGAUAAACAGUUGAACGUUGUAGAGAUGAUUAGAAUUUGUAACUAAAAUAGUAACUUAUCAGUUUAGCUGUUUGGUAAUGAUUACUGUGUGGUAGGCAGUAUAGAAUCAUAUGGUGGCGCACUUGCUCCCUAAUGCGAUGAAACCAAGAAAAAGUUGCAUUAAGUGAGUAUUUUAUUUUUAAUAUAUUUUUGGUCUUUUAUUU
This is a messenger RNA of Lathyrus oleraceus (garden pea), 1737 nucleotides long. RefSeq lists its product as uncharacterized. Gene Ontology annotation, biological process: phospholipid metabolic process. NCBI's taxonomy places the organism in Eukaryota, Viridiplantae, Streptophyta, Magnoliopsida, Fabales, Fabaceae. The coding region runs from base 129 to 1517 and encodes 462 amino acids. The record is from RefSeq and is a predicted model, not a curated record. The transcript is spliced from 7 exons.